Molecule: messenger RNA, 4401 nt
Organism: Hyla sarda
Lineage: Eukaryota; Metazoa; Chordata; Amphibia; Anura; Hylidae
Gene: SCD5
Product: stearoyl-CoA desaturase 5
Exons: 5
Coding region: 219-1187 (322 amino acids)
Biological process (GO): lipid metabolic process
Molecular function (GO): oxidoreductase activity, acting on paired donors, with oxidation of a pair of donors resulting in the reduction of molecular oxygen to two molecules of water
Source: RefSeq, a predicted model, not a curated record
GUGCCACAGCAGCAUCAAGAAAGAGAUGCCAGUAUCUGAUGCUGAUCUGCUGCCUUCACACCCAUAGGCCACAGACGCCAAUCAUCUUCCUGAUCCUUUUCAGCAGACCCCUCUUUGCAAAGACAGGAGGUCGGAACCAUAGCACUGCCUUCGUCGUGUUCUAGAGUUUCAGCCAUCCUUUCAGAGUUUCCUUAUCCUGUUGGCAGCUGAACUGCGCCAUGGAAGAAAAAGAAAAUAUUUCCUUUUGUGACAAGCAAAAAGCCUUUAACACGGCGCUGGAACCAACAACAAAGGACCAGAAGAGAAAGUCCACAUAUCAUGAUGAGAUUGUCUGGAGAAACGUAAUCCUUAUGACCCUACUCCACUUUAUGGCAUUAUACUCUCUGAUCCUUAUAUCCCAGGCACAGAUUCUCACUUUGCUCUGGGCAUACUUGUGCUUCCUGGUGACAGCUUUGGGUGUAACAGCAGGGGCACAUCGCUUAUGGAGCCAUAGAUCUUACAAAGCAACACUGACCCUACGGAUAUUCUUAGCUCUUGCAAAUUCUAUGGCAUUUCAGAAUGAUAUUUUUGAGUGGGCUCGAGACCAUCGGGUUCACCACAAGUUUUCAGAGACAGAUGCAGACCCACAUGAUGCUCGGAGAGGACUUUUCUUUUCACACAUAGGAUGGCUGUUUGUCCGAAAACACAAAGCCGUUAUAGAAAAAGGGAAAACAUUAGACUUCCAAGACCUUUUUGCAGAUCAAGUUGUUAUGUUCCAGAGAAAGUAUUAUAAGACAUCUGUGGCAAUUAUGUGCUUUCUCAUUCCCACUAUUGUUCCAUGGUACGUUUGGGGAGAAAGUCUGUGGAACUCCUAUUUCCUGGCGUCCAUACUCCGAUAUACAAUAGCCCUGAAUGUCUCCUGGCUUGUCAAUAGCGUGGCUCACCUCUAUGGUAACAGACCUUAUGAUAAAACCAUCAACCCCCGUGAAAAUAGAUUUGUGUCCAUUGGAACAAUAGGGGAAGGCUUCCACAACUUUCAUCAUACAUUUCCAUAUGACUACUCUGCCAGUGAAUUUGGCUUAAAACUGAACCCCACAACAUGCUUUAUUGAUUUCAUGUGUUUCUUGGGGUUGGCCAGCGACUGCAAGAAAGCAACGAAACAGAUGAUUCUGGACCGUAAGGAAAGGGCAGGAGAUGGAUCUUGUUAACAGCCUCCUUGUUAUGUCAUGUUGUUUUCUCUAAUUUUGCCAAUGUACUCGUGUGUUUAUUCUGCUGGUCCACUAGUUGUAUUCAUUUUACCUUCUACAAAAUUUCCCAGACAGAUUGGAGACUGUAGUUUUGUAAAGAAGAAGAGCAGAAUCACAGCUAUAGAAGGUGCAGCGAUAGCAGAUCUUAGUUUCUGAGGGUACCCCUAAGAUCCUCUUCCUUGUAGGAUGAAACAAGUAUUAUAUAUGACACAUGGAUGGGGGAGUCCUGUUACAGAUUUUUUCUUUGGGCAAUUAAAGUUAUUUGUCUUGGGUAGAACUUGCUACCGCUUACAUUUAUUGAUAAAAUGGUGAAAUAUACCCUAUGCCUUCCUUAUUUCACCUACUCUCCAGCUAGUCUAUGUAUGAAGUUAGUAGGCUAUAUACAAUUACAUACAUUGUGCUGUUUAUAAAGCAAGUGCUGCAUGAUAUUAUUCUACAAAUGAAAACAUUGGGUAAUAGUGUAUACCAUUUUAGUUCUUAAAUGUAUGGAUCAAUCUGUUUUAUCUAUCUAUUUAGAGUAGAUUCAUGAUUGUAUACUCAUUAACCUUAAUGGAGCUAUGUUGACGUUCAGUGAAAUGUACAUGAAUAAUAAAAUCAGUAAACAGCAAUGUAUAAAAGGUGCAGCACACUGACACAAGUAAAAUCAUUAUCUUAUAUAAUCCUCCAAAUACGUACAAUUUUUCUUAUUGAGUUGUACAUUUUUUACCGCUUUACAGGUGUGUUCACACAGGGUAGAUAGAAUCACAGUGGAUUUUUGCACCCCCGAUUUGUGUGUGGAAAUUCCACAGUGUAUUCAAGAAUCCACAGUUUAUUUACUUAUCUAUCAUGCUAUCUAGUAAUCAUUCUGCCUUUCUUGUUUUUUCUGUUUCUAUAGGGGAGAUUUAUCAUUCAAAGUGCACCCUACUCUUUUUUUACCGCCGUUUUUUCUGUCUUGCACUUUUUCCGUUGCAGUGUGUAAUUUAUCAUAAGUGUGUACUGUAGAUGAUGAAUUCCCCGCCGCUUUGCAUGGGCGGGAAAAGCUCUAGCUAACGAGGUUUUGUACGUGUUGUACUUUUGGUGGGCGUAUUUUAGCGCCUGGAAAUCGGGGUUUGCGCAACUUUUAGGGACUUAUUCUAAAAGUCGCACAUAAUAAAUAAAGGGUGCACUGCAUGUCUAAAUCGGAAAUAGGUGUACUGCUACUCAAAAACUUAGGAAACGUCUACUACAAAAGUCGCACAAAUGUCGCUAAUAUUACAUGACUGCGCCAUCACAGGGCCAAUGAUAGACGGAAAAUAACGUCUAUAUUGAAUGAUAAAUCUCCCCCUAUCUUUAUAUAAUUUAACCUAAUAUGUGUAGAUACAGUGAUCUCUUUUCCGAGGUCGAUCAUUGUAAGUUACAAAUAUUGUAUAAAUACACUUCCAAAGAAUCAUGAAUGUCGGCACUCCCCACAUCUUCCAUAUUUUCUUCUUUAUUAUGUAUACUCACAUAUUACAUAGGACAGGACGACAUACAUGGGGGGGACGGGACAUAUUUAUGUCGUCCUGUCCUAUGUAAUAUGUGAGUAUAGAUAAUAAAGAAGAAAAUACGGAAGAUGUGAGUGCCGUCAUUCAUUAUUCUUUGGAAGUGUUUUUUGUCAAGUUGAAGCUGUUAUCAGAACACCAUGCUAUAUUCCACAACAUUGAAGGCUGUUAGUCACAUAUCGGCGGAGUACGGGUCAUGGUGGGAUGCAUUGCCGGACUAUUAUCUGUUUCUGUUACAAAUAUUGUAGGUUGAGACUAAAGUUCUAAAAUUUUAUGGAAAACUUUAUGAAAUAGAAGCUUGGACGGAACCACAAAGUCAUCACACAGUCAACAAAGGUUACACAACAGCCUUAAUUAGCAGGUAGAUGGGGUUAAUCCAACUAUAGAGUGCUCCGGAGGUGCUAGGAAUAAUAAGGAGCAUAGACUAAAUACAAGUAAGAGCUGUGCAAUAACACGAAUCCUGCACUCACCACUGGAUAAGCAACUCUAGGCUCCAAAUGCGGAAAUACUGGAGGACGAGGCUGUCACAUCUGCAUGGGAUGCUCAGAGCCGACUGUCUGCAGUUUCGCGCAUGUGCAUUUCUUCCUUUGGUUCACAAGUGCAACAAUAUGUUGAGCACAGUUUCAAGUUAGAAUGGUUCAGGAAAGACCAUUUUAUGUUGAAAGUUUUGACACCAAAAGCCAUUCUGACUUAAGAGACCACUGAAUCUGUACCACACUUUAAAAGGGUAAACAAAUAAUAAUUAUUUAUAAUAAUAAUAAUUCUUUAUUUUUGGAAAACACUUCUUGAUUGUAUUGCUUUAUUACAGAAACAUUCUUCAUGGAUACAGUAUGGCUUCAGGGGUUAAAAAAAAUAGCAUUAAGUUAUUAGCAACUGUUUGAUAUUUACACAAUAAAAAGCUUAUAUUUGCUAGAUAAUAUACUAUAUGUUAUCAUUUUAUCUCUCUAUGUACAUAUAUUAAUAUAUUGGUAAUGUGAUUUUCAUUUUUCAGCGUCAUAACCUUCUGUCCUAUACCCCACACAAAAAAAUUCAUAUCCACAACAACUUUAACCUAAAAAGCAAAGUUUGGUCUUUGUAAAUAAAGCAGAAAAUACAGUGUAAGAAAAGGGUGAGAGAAACAUUUAGCAUCUGGUUUGGGCACAAGAAUGUGAGGGUCUAUUCACACAGCAGAAUUUCCGCUUGAGGAAUUCCACCUCAAAUUAAAGCCCAUAGACUUCUAUGGAAUUCCGCACUCCCCUUCAUACUUCUGAAUUUUUGCCUGUGGAAUUCUGCAAGUGAAAAUUGAGAAGUGUGAAUGGGAGUGCGGAAUCCCAUAGAAGUCUAUGGGCUUUAAUUUGAGGCGGAAUUCCACAUACGGAAAUAUUGCAGUGUGAAUAGACCCUGAUGGUUGAAGCUGAUUACCACCUUGAAUGUGCAUUGUACAACUGAUAACUUUCCUGUGGUUUUUAUACUAUGUUCCAUUAUGGAACAAAUACAUUAAAUACCUUUAAAUAUAGUAAACUUAAUGUACUUGGAUUCUACCUGGAAGCAUAUAUUUGUUUUGAAAUGAUUGUCAAAUAUUCACUUUAAAAAGUAAAUGAAGAAAAAGUGUUGAUAUUGACAAUAUGUUACCUAUAUAUGUUAACAAUGAGUUUUGGUAUAAGAUGUGUAAUAAAACAUGACUUACAAAUUAUGAA